This is a messenger RNA of Penaeus vannamei (Pacific white shrimp), 1659 nucleotides long. The record is from RefSeq and is a predicted model, not a curated record. Lineage: Eukaryota; Metazoa; Arthropoda; Malacostraca; Decapoda; Penaeidae.
AUGUUGCAAAAGUCUUCAAUUGCAAAGGAAGCUUCGGACUGGCGGUCGAGGAAGCACCGAGGGCUCCUACUGCCACGCGAGAGUAAUACCUACGGCACAACCGCCACGCCACGCUACAGCUCGCCACGCCGUUUACAGCUCGCCACGCCACGCUACAGCUCGCCACAGCCAUGCUACUCGCCACGCAGCUACAGCUCGCCACGCCACGCCACACAAACUCGCCACGCCACGCUACAGCUCGCCACGACACGCUUACAGCUCGCCACGCUACAGCUCGCCACACACGCUACAGCUCGCCACGCCACGCCACGCUACAGCUCGCCACGCCGCCAACACGCCACGCUACAGCUCGCCACGCCACACAACUCGCCACCCACGCCACGCUACAGCUCGCCACGCUACACUACGGCAAAUCAUGCUAUCCCACGCCAUGUUCAGAACCCAAGUAGAAUGCGCACUGCAACCUCACGUCAGGUUGCAAGCACUACAGGAUUGGGCGUCUUAAUCAUAGCAAGACAAUUUGGAAUAUUCCUUGGACAAAUGACCCUAGAUGCAAAAGUCAGCCCUGACCUCUUAGCUGAUGGUAUGUCACUGAGAUGGGUAUGUGUACCAUCCACAUACAAGCCUACAACCACGCGUUAUGCCCUUGCUACCUGGUCCAUCCACACACCAACCAAGUCCACCAACACGUUCAAGUCCACCCACACGCAAAAAUCCACCCACACAGCUAAGUCCAAAGUCACCACAUGCCAACCAUGUCCACCCACACAGCUAAGUCCAAAGUCCACCCACACACCAACCAAGUCCACCCACACGCAAAAGUCCACCUACACAGUUAAGUCCAAAGUCCACCCAACACGCCGCCACAAGUCCAACCACACGCCAAACAAUUCACCCCACGCCAAAACCAAGUCCACCCACACGCAAAAGUUCACCCACACGUUCAAGUCCACCCACGCGCCAACAAAGUCCACUCACACAUUCAAGUCCACCCACAUAGCUAAGUCCAAAGUCCAUCCACACACCAACCAAGUCCACCAACGCAAAAGUCCACCCACACACCAAGUCCAAAGUCCACCCACACAGCCAAGUCCAAAGUCCACCCACACACCACAAUUCCAAAGUCCACCCACACACAAGUUCAAAAAGUCCACCCAACAGCCAAACAAAGUCCACCCACACGCCAACCAGUCCACCCAACAGCUAAGUCCAAUAGUCCCAUCCACACCAACCAAGUCCACCCACACAGCCAAGUCCAAAGUCCACCCACACGCAAAAGUCCACCCACACAGCAGUCCAAAGUCCACCCACACGCAAGUCCACCCACACAGCCAAGUCCAAGCCAAAAGUCCACCCACACGCAAAGCAGCCAGUCCAAAGUCCACCACACAGCCAAGUCCAAAGUCCACCCACACACCAACCAAUCCACGCCACACGCAAAAGUCCACCAACACAAGCCAAGUCGCAAACCCACGCGCCAACCAAGUCCACCCACACAGCCAAGUCCACCCAACGCAAAAUCCACCCACGCGCCACAAGUCGCACCCCACACAGCCAAGUCCAAAGUCCACCCACGCGCCAACCAAGUCCACCCACACUCCGACCAUGUACGGCACUGCGCUUUGUGACAAGUUCAUAUUUCAGCGACCAUCUCAUUAG